Magnolia sinica is the source of this 1646-nucleotide messenger RNA. Its product is annotated as protein SET DOMAIN GROUP 40. The transcript has 6 exons. Lineage: Eukaryota; Viridiplantae; Streptophyta; Magnoliopsida; Magnoliales; Magnoliaceae. Bases 116 to 1630 code for a protein of 504 amino acids. Gene Ontology annotation, biological process: peptidyl-lysine monomethylation. Gene Ontology annotation, molecular function: protein binding; protein-lysine N-methyltransferase activity. The record is from RefSeq and is a predicted model, not a curated record.
AAGCUUUUCCAGUACCGAUCUGUACCAAACUCGGUACUGGAGGGGUCACUAACGAAUCCGAGUCCAUUUCCCGGAGCAGAGACGAGAACAGUCUACUGGCACUUGGUUGCGAGAAAUGGAGGGAGAAGGAAAGCAGAUGGAAGAUUUCCUGAAAUGGGCUGCAAAUCAAGGCAUCUCAGACUGCCCAAAUCACCUCCUUCAAUCCUCUCCAUCUUCUACUCUUGGCCAAUCCCUCUUAAUUUCCCAAUUCCCAGACGCUGGAGGUCGUGGAUUAGCCGCUGCCCGUGAUCUUAGAAAAGGAGAGCCUAUUCUCAGAGUACCGAGACCCGCCUUGUUGACGUCCGAAAGUGUAUUGAAGGAUGCGAGACUGGCUGUUUCGGUCAAGAGACGUACUUAUCUUUCAUCUAUUCAGGUGUUGGCGGUAUGUUUAUUGGCUGAAGUGGGAAAAGGGAGGGCUUCCUGGUGGUACCCAUAUUUAGUACAGUUGCCUCACACUUACAAUACAUUAUCCAGCUUCACUCCCUUUGGGAUUCGAGCAUUGCAAGUGGAUGAUGCUAUUUGGACAUCAGAAAAGGCAGUUUCAAGGGCUCAGUCAGACUGGAAAGAAGCUCUGGCCCUUAUGAAAGAGCUCGAACUCAAGCCUCAACUCUUAAGUUUUAGAUCAUGGCUAUGGGCUUCUGCAACAAUAUCCUCCCGUACGUUGCACAUACCAUGGGAUGAGGCUGGGUGUUUAUGCCCUGUGGGGGACUUUUUCAAUUAUGCUGCACCUGAGGAGGAAUCUCUUUUCUGGGAAGAUGUAGAAAGCAUGGAAGGAGCUCCUCCCUUGCAAAUUAGUUCCCUGGGGAAAGAUAAGGAUGUUGCAGAAAAGUUAGAUGUGGAGGGACUUGAGAGGCACUCUCAAAGAUUGACAGAUGGUGGUUAUGAGGAAGAUGUUGCUGCUUAUUGCUUUUAUGCAAGGAAAAGAUAUAGAAAAGGAGAACAGGUCCUUUUAUGUUACGGCACAUACACAAAUUUGGAGCUUCUUGAUCAUUACGGGUUUCUUCUCAAUGAAAACCCAAACGAAAAGGCCUUCAUUCGGUUAGAUAUGGGCAUGGGCUCUACCAAUCCAUGGCCCAAAGAUUCCUUGUACAUUCAGCAAGAUGGGAAGCCGUCAUUUGCUUUGCUGUCUGCUUUACGCUUGUCAGUGACGGCUCCAAAACUUCGAAAGGCAGUUGGGCACCUUGCUUACUCAGGAUCGAUACUGUCAGCAGAGAAUGAGAUCUCCGUCAUGAAAUGGGUGUCAAAGAAAUGCCGCGAUCUUUUGGAGGAAAUGCCUACUUCAAUUGAGGAAGACAGUUUGCUGCUAUGCAGCAUAGAGAAAUUGCAAAAUCAUCCCAUUCCAGAAGAGGUUGUGGAAAUGCUAGCUUGUGGAGGGGAGCUUUGUGAUUUCUUUGAGGUGAAUGGUCUGCAGAAGGGUGCUGUCUCGGAGUUCCUGUUGCCUGGUAAGGCUAAAAGAUCAAUGGAGAGAUGGAAACUGGCAGUUCAAUGGAGGUUCAGGUAUAAAAGAAUUCUUUCUGACUGUAUUUCCUAUUGCAGCAAUAUGAACGAUCACUUCUCAUCUCAACAAGUUUCAGGUAUGAGUAGAAAUUGAACCUAAUUUCUGACUA